Molecule: messenger RNA, 3155 nt
Organism: Cadophora gregata
Lineage: Eukaryota; Fungi; Ascomycota; Leotiomycetes; Helotiales; Ploettnerulaceae
Gene: YME2
Product: mitochondrial escape protein 2
Exons: 14
Coding region: 209-2755 (848 amino acids)
Cellular component (GO): mitochondrial inner membrane
Molecular function (GO): nucleic acid binding
Source: RefSeq, a predicted model, not a curated record
UGGAGUUGAACGGCUUAAUUCCGGUAAAAGCGGGCUAGUUCUCAGCCUUACUGUAUGACCUCAUUUGUCCUAUGGCUGGCCAGGGCAACGACGCGUGAUUCUUGAAUCAUCCAUUUCCAGGUAUUUUCUGCUUCGCUCAUCCCUCGGUCAAUAGUGCUGGCUCAAAAUGCUGUGCAUAUUGACAUCUUGAGAACCCGAUCUGUUGACAAUGCAGUCUUCUCGGCGCAUAUUCUUCAGCCCAACCAGUCGCCCUGGUCUGAGGCCGCGUCGAGCGAUUAAACGCGACUUCUACAAUGCCGGAUAUUCGCCUCGUUUGUGCUUGAGAAAAGAUGUUGGAGCUUGGCAAGGGAUCCGGAGAGAGAGCACAGAAACCGGAGAAGAUCAGACUGGUCAUAUUACGGCUAGGUCGAACGAGGGAAUUUUAUGGUUCGACAACCUCUUUCCUCUGAAGCUCAACUGGAUGCUACGCGUACCAUGGCAUACAGAAAAAGACCUGCCAGAGCUUCUCGCUCGCUUCAACAAUUCAAACCUGGGAGCAUUCGAGCCAGUUGCUCUAGUCAAGCGAGCCAUACCAAACUCCGUUCCCAUGACCGUGACUGAGAUUCUCCCAAGACUAAAGGAUGGAGGUGCGUUUGUCAAAUUCUCUCAUCCUAAUGGUAUCACGGCAAAAGAAGUCGAAGGCCUUCUUAGGCAGUACCUACGAGAGAACCCCAUCAAGCCAUGGUUCAACCCAUUUCGAAGAAUUAGGACGAAUCUGGUAGUAGGGAAGCCUUGGUUGGAGGAUCUGUACCGAUUUCCAAGCUCGAGGAUAAAGGUCGAAUUUGCGCCAACGAGCCCUGGCAAGGAAUCAGCCGAGUUAAGUCAGGAAACACUGUAUAGCCUGUUUCGAAAAUAUGGGAAGAUUGCCGAGAUCAGUCCUCAGCCGUCCGACUCGAAAAUUCUGCCCAAGUACGCCCACUUAGACUUUGCCAGAUUGAGUCAUGCAAUUAUGGCAAGAAACUGUAUGCAUGGCUUAAAAGUCAGUGAAGCAGAAGGUGGUGGGACUGCUGGCACACUACUUCGAUUAUCAUUCCAGCAAAAAGAGAAAGCCCAUUGGAUUUGGGACUGGCUUACAAGCCACCCUAGAGUUGUGAUUCCCGCCCUUGCAGCACUGAUAGCAACCGCCACUGUUGCAGUCUUCGACCCUAUCCGAACAUUCUUCAUUAAGGCCCACAUUGAGCACUCAUUCCAUCUGAAGGACAACAAGAUUUACCAAUGGUUCAAGAGCCAGGCAACAGAUAUCUUUACAUUUCGUCGUAAAAGAUCCGAAGAAGCUAGUCUCAUCUGGGAGGACAGAAAACAAAUUAUUGAUUCCAUCCAGACUGCUCUAAUGGAAACCAGCUCUACGUUCAUUGUCGUCCAAGGACCUAGGGGUAGUGGCAAGAAAGAUCUCCUCACCGAGGCGCUCAAGGGUCGUCGCAAUACUUUAUUAAUUGACUGCAAGCCAAUUCAAGAUGCCCGCGGGGACUCGGCUACUAUUUGCGCAGCAGCAGCAGCAGUAGGCUACAGGCCUGUUUUUUCUUGGGCAAACAGCUUGAGUAGUCUUGUGGAUCUAGCUGCUCAAGGUACAAUUGGCGUCAAGUCUGGCUUUAGUGAAACUCUUGAUGCGCAGCUGGGCAAAGUAUGGGGCAAUACUGCUUCCGCCCUGAAGUCCGCUGCACUCGCAAAUAGGCCUAGAAACAAGGAGGACAAAGAUGCCGCUUUGUCCGAUGACGAUUGGCUUGAAGCACAUCCAGAGCAUCGCCCAGUCGUUCUUUUAGACAACUUCUUGCAUAAGAACGAAGAAAGUAGCAUAGUCUAUGACAAGCUCUCGGAAUGGGCCGCUGGUCUUACCACCGCCAACAUUGCUCAUGUUGUAUUUCUCACUAAUGAUAUCUCUUAUUCGAAAUCAUUGUCCAAAGCUUUGCCCGACAGGGUCUUCAGACAGAUCAGCCUUGGAGACAUCAAACCGGAAGUCGCUAAGAAAUUUGUUAUUUCACACCUCGAUGUUGAGAAGGGCGAUCCCGUAGAAACAGACACUUUAACUCCAUCCCAAAAACAAAACGAUCUAGAAGAGUUGGACGAUGCCAUCGUUGCUGUCGGCGGCCGUCUCACGGAUUUGGAAUUCCUCGCACGACGAUUGAAAACCGGGCAGACACCAAGACGAGCAAUAGCCGAGAUGAUCGAGCAAAGUGCCAAUGAGAUUAUGAAGAUGUACCUCUUGACUGUUGAUAAGGGCGAACGAAAAUGGUCUCCCGAACAAGCUUGGUACCUCAUCAAGAGUCUUUCUGAGAACGGGAGUCUUCGAUACAACGAGAUCCUUCUCACCAACACUUUCGCAUCUUCUCUCACGGCUUCGGCGUCCAGCGGAGAGAGUGCUUUAGAGGCUCUCACUGCUGCUGAACUCAUCACUAUAACAAGCUACAAAGGACGGCCACAAACUGUGAAAGCCGGGAAACCAAUUUACGAGGCGGCAUUCAAGGUUUUAGCUGAAGAUAAAGUGUUGAAGAGCCGACUUGAUCUUGCCAUUCUCACCGAGCUUACGAAGAUUGAGACCAAAAGCAUAGACAAAUACGAGACAGAGUUAACGAUGCUUGGGACACUACCAAAGCAGCCUAGCGAGUUGGCACCGAGAGUCCAAUUCUUGUUGAUGAAGCUGGCAGCUAGUCAGCAGAAAGUUGAAGCAUGGGAAAAGGAGAUGGCAACAAUGAAGAAGCUACUUCUGGACGAGUAUUGAAAUGUAUACCCCACUCAAUGUACUAAAGCAUCAGCAAAAAUCAAAACCCCUCAAAGGACAUCAGAGUCCAUUUCCGAUCGCUCGAUCUGUGAUAGGCCGAUGCAAAUCCCUUUGUGGCGUAUGCAAGCACCUCUGACGUUCAUUUCCCCGAUGGUAUAGGGAGGUUUAACCCUUCCCAGACGGUGAUGUUUUCUUGGCGCGCCAUCAUGCUCCGGAAGUCGUGAGUAGCUAGCGGACUUGCCCUUCAAAACUCGCUUCUCCCACGUCACAAAGUAUCAUCCGAACAUCGAAUUGGGAUAUUUACAUUUCAUCCACUCUCGGCUAAUAAAUUGCAUAACUUUAAAACACAACCUUCCAAUCGGCUCUUCUCCCACGUUUUGCAUCUCGCAUACGGCAAUCA